Messenger RNA from Striga asiatica, 354 nucleotides. The record is from the annotation of a GenBank genome assembly. NCBI's taxonomy places the organism in Eukaryota, Viridiplantae, Streptophyta, Magnoliopsida, Lamiales, Orobanchaceae.
UUGGAGUUCCGUCGUGCCGAUGAAGAUGCCGUCGGGAAAGAAAACGUAUUCUCACCAUGUCGAUCUCAAUUAGGGCCUCAAUCAUUUAUAUUUGACGAUUUUGAGGCCGCCGAGAGGACGGCGAACCAGGUGAGUGACGCCGCUGGCCUCCCGUGGACGGUGAUUGGCGCAUCUUCGCGGCGGGGGAGACUGUCCUCCACGCACGACAUUCCUGGAUCUCGUCGAAUACUCGCCGGACGUCGACGACGCCUCAAAGUGCACGACAACUUGCAGGCGCCGGCGCCGGCAGGACUCGCGACGAUGGACGGUGGUGGACGGAGUAUUGAGGAGUUUCCGGCAUGGGAAUGGCAGUGA